Messenger RNA from Enterobius vermicularis (human pinworm), 669 nucleotides. NCBI's taxonomy places the organism in Eukaryota, Metazoa, Nematoda, Chromadorea, Rhabditida, Oxyuridae. The record is from the annotation of a GenBank genome assembly.
AUGCUGGAAGUAUCGGAACAGUCUGGUGAUAAGAAUGCAAAUUUUGGGCCAAGAGUGGUGUCGCUUUUAGCGGACCAUUUCUAUGCGAGAAAGGAAGAUUCUCUUCGACAGGGCACCCAGGAACUCUCUAAAUCACCAAAAACGUUGAAGCAAAAGCCUUCUCUUGGAGCAGAGGCAGAAGUCCUCUUAAACAAGCUUUAUAAUGGAGCCAAAACUUAUUCACUCAAGAAGAUAAAUAGCAGCAAAGGCGUCCGUUUCGUCUGCCAUGUUCACGUCAGAAAUCAAAACUUUACUGCUGAAGGCCUUUCUGAAUCGGAAGCUGCUCAAAAAGCUACUGAAAUUGCUGUUUGGAAGUUAUAUCCCAAUGACGCUUCAAGAGCAGCGAAAAAUUUGAAAGGCGAAGUGGAGAACUCAGAUGCGGGCAUUGAUAAGAAGAUAAGUGAUAGUAGGGGGGAUCGCUUCGUUUGUCAUCUUUCGCUUGGCAAAAGCUCUUUCACUGCUGAGGACACUUCUGAAAUACAUGCUGCUCAGAAAGCCAGUGAAGUUGCCCUUUGGAAGAUGUAUCCGGACGACGCCCUUAAAGCAGCGAAAAAUUUAAAAAACAAAGUGAAGAACCCAAACACGCAUACAGAUAAGAAGGUUGGUUCCGUAACUUAUGUUCAGAACUGA